Molecule: messenger RNA, 2258 nt
Organism: Gadus macrocephalus (Pacific cod)
Lineage: Eukaryota; Metazoa; Chordata; Actinopteri; Gadiformes; Gadidae
Product: neurofilament medium polypeptide-like
Exons: 2
Coding region: 147-470 (107 amino acids)
Source: RefSeq, a predicted model, not a curated record
GGUGUGUGUCUGAGUGUGUUUGUGUUGUGUAGUGUGUGUGAUUGUGUGGUGUGUGUCUGAGUGUGGUCUUUUGGCAGUGUGUGUGUUUGUGGGUUGGUGGUAACGGGGUCACCGGACCCUCUCUCCCCCCUCCCCUCCUCAGCGUCAUGUUGGACGGCCCCGCCCCCAGCUCCGCCCCCCCGCCCGCCAGGACGGGCGGCCGCUGCCCCCCCCAGCCCAUGAGGAGGCGGGACAAACCCCAGGUCCCGGAGAAGCCCCAGGUCCCGGAGAAACCCCAGGUCCCGGAGAAGCCCCAGGUCCCGGAGAAACCCGGAUCCCGGACAAACCCCGGGUCCCGGACGGACCGCUGCCCCCCCCGGAGAGCCACUUCCUCCCCUCCUACGAGCGGCUGGAGGCCGACGACAAGAAACACAACAACAACAACAACAACAUGGUGGCCGACCUUCUCAUUGGUCACCAGCGACACGUGAUGACGGCGCCCGGAUCCAAGAUGGCGCCCUGACGGUAGAGCCGGAUGUAGCGUCCCUGCACUGAGCACGCUCCAUGGCCUCCCGCGUUUACAAGACUACUGUGAGGAGCAGCGGACCGGAGGAGAGACACGACACGGUCUCACCCCACGACCUGUCUCUCCUCCCCUAUCAACACUCACUCACACAGAUACACACACACACACACACACUCACACACACACACACAGACUCACAGAUACUGACAUACACACACUCAAAGGUACUCACACACUCAAAGAUGCUCACACGCACACAUACACUCACAGAUGCACACACACACAUACACACACGCAGACACACGCACACACAUUCACAGAUCCUCACACACUCAUUCACACACCCUCCAAACACUCAUCCACACUCACACACACACGCACGCACUCAAAGAUACUCACACACACACACACACACACACACACACACACACACACACAAACUCUCACACACACACACACAGAGACACACACACGCACACACAGAUAGAAACGGCCAUUUCCAGUUUUCAUAACACAUGCCGUUGGUACUUAUCAUGAAUUGUCCGUCUACUAUAUCAGCGUGAAAUAAAGAGAGUAUUUUUAAUGGACCCUGGGGGGGGGGGGGGGGGGGGGGGGGGCUGCUUGUGUGUAUAUAGGAGCCCUCGUCCACAAACACGCUCCACACACGCUCCAGCGCUGGGGGGAGGGGGUAUUUAUUUUUUUAGCCGUGCCAUUUUAAGUUCCCGACCCGGAGGGCAGACACUGCUCUCACCGCUCAACGUUUUAACACAAAGAAGAGAGAAAAGUCUACAGAGAUGUAUACACACACACACACACACACACACACACACACACACACACACACACACACACACACACACACACACACACACACACACACACACACACACACACGUCACAAGUGUCUGAAUGUCACCUAUUUAAAAGUUCUAUAUAUAUAAAUAUAUAUACGAAGAGAGAGAUGCUGACGGCGCCUCAUGCGGCUCUGGUCUGCACAGAGCUGAGUAUUUUGCCGAGGCGUUGUUUUAUUUAUAUUGCGUGGAGACGGCUCAGCCUCUAUAUCAAAGGUUUCAGAAAAAAAGACGUUUCAAUUAAAGACGUUUUGAGAAGACGUUUUUUUUCCCUUUUUGUUUACGCCCGGGCGCGAAGAAGAGCGGCCAUCUUGAAGCGGUUGGCGUCUGUCGGUUUUUGCGUCCCGCCUCCACCGAUGGACAAUCAGAGACACCAGACUUAGAGACAACAGUCUCAGAGACACCAGACUCAGAGACACCAGACUCAGAGACACCAGACUCAGAGACACCAGACUCAGACACCAGACUGAGAGACACCAGACUGAGAGAAACCAGACUCAGAGACACCAGACUCAGACACCAGACUCAGAGACACCAGACUCAGAGACACCAGACUGAGAGACACCAGACUCAGAGACACCAGACUCAGAGACACCAGACUCAGACACCAGACUCAGAGACACCAGACUGAGAGACACCAGACUGAGAGACACCAGACUCGGAGACACCAGACUCGGAGACACCAGACUCAGAGACACCAGACUCAGAGACACCAGACUCAGAGACCAGACUCAGAGACACCAGACUCAGAGACACCAAACUUACCGACAAACAGACUCAGAGACACCAGACUCGGAGACACCAGACUCAGAGACAAGAGACACCAGACUCAGAGACAUCAGACUCAAAGACAUCACAGAGAGACUCAGAGAUACCAGACUCAGAGAUACCAGACUUAGAGA